AUGAUCAGUAAAGAGACAGUAGGGAUUGACAAUAUUGGGUACUACAUACCCAAACCCAGAGUGCCAGUUCAACUUUUACUAGAAAAAGCUUUCAAAGAGUAUCCGGAAACGUUUGCUAGGAUGCAAAAUGCGGUAAAAACUACAGGGCAGAAAUGCAUAAGAAUUACCCAAAGUUGGCAGGAUUCUGUUUGCUUAGCAACUGAAUCCGUACUAGAUCUACUGCAGAAUAUAUCAUUGGAAGCACUCCGUUUUGUAGUAUCCGCAACAGAAACAUCAGUAGACGCUUCAAAACCCAUAUCAGCAUAUAUAAUAGGAAUAUUACAAAAGGUGGGUAUACGUAUUCCCUCUAAUGUAAGUACGUAUCAGACACAGCAUGCCUGUGCUGGAGGGGUUAUAAGCAUUAUGCAAUGUCUUGGUAUGAUUUCAAGCGCCAAGAGGGCAUCAACUGCGCUGGUAAGCAUGACUGAUAUUGCACGUUAUGAAGCAAAUACCACUGCAGAAAUAACACAGGGUGCUGGAUCUGUCUCUGUAUACUUAAAAAAACAUCCAAGGCUACUCUCUCUUGAUAUUCACAAUGUGGGACUGUACUCAGAAGACACAGACGAUUUUUUUCGCCCCAAUAACAGCAGUACUGCCAAGGUGCGUGGUCAGUAUUCUAUGAAAUGCUAUCUUGAUUCUGUGUACAAUGCACUAUUAGAUUGCGCUGAAAGUGUAGGGAAAAGUAUUACCGAGAUAUGCGAAGAGACCCACUACUUCUUUUUCCACCUUCCCUUUGCUACUAUGUCGACAAUAGCACUAGAAUAUAUCUUUAAGCGAAAAUUGAAGUGGUCUCUUCAAAAAAUAGAAGAGUUUCUAGAUAAUAAACAUAUACAGCAAGCCUCUGAGGUAAUAUCAUGGAUUGGUAACACCUAUACAUCUUCUCUCUUUUUUUCUAUGGGGUAUCUGCUUAGUAAGCAGUACGAAGCAGUACAAGAAAGCAUAGUAGGCAAAAAAGUGCUCGUACUGAGCUAUGGGUCGGGAAAUACUUCUAUGGUAAUUCCUGGCCGCGUUGCACAACAAGCGCCUGAAGUUAUCCAGUCGUGGUCUUUGUGUGAUCAAUUACAAACUGGCAACGAUGUUGAAACCCAAGUAUAUAGUACGUGGAUGCAGCACCACGAUGCUAUCCCCCCUAAUGAAAAAGAUCUCAAUACAAUACAAUCAAAGUCAUUCUACCUUUCGAGGAUACGAGAAGAUGGGUACAGGGUGUAUAGCCAGUCACCAUGA
This is a messenger RNA of Ylistrum balloti, 1263 nucleotides long. RefSeq names its product hydroxymethylglutaryl-CoA synthase-like. The coding region runs from base 1 to 1263 and encodes 420 amino acids. Lineage: Eukaryota; Metazoa; Mollusca; Bivalvia; Pectinida; Pectinidae. The transcript has a single exon. Gene Ontology annotation, molecular function: hydroxymethylglutaryl-CoA synthase activity. Gene Ontology annotation, biological process: acetyl-CoA metabolic process. The record is from RefSeq and is a predicted model, not a curated record.